Messenger RNA from Gryllus bimaculatus (two-spotted cricket), 2868 nucleotides. NCBI's taxonomy places the organism in Eukaryota, Metazoa, Arthropoda, Insecta, Orthoptera, Gryllidae. The record is from the annotation of a GenBank genome assembly.
UUUGUCACUUAUUCACAUAAGUGACAGUACGGAGAUCAGUGGUUUGUGUAUCACUGUAUGAAAUAGUAACGUUGCCCCGCUGUAGAAUGUACACAAAAUGAGUUUUGAGACAUGCCUUUGAGUGCUUCGUUUUGUUUAAGAAUUCGAUGAGUAUGCGCUAGAAAAUUGUAUCAUUAUAUCUAAUUUUUUUUUAUUGAAAACGUCACUUUCUUAAUUUCUCGACAAUUAAGUGUGUGCCAGAAAUUGUAGCAACUGUGUUAUGUGUAAUAUUUUACAGAAGAAAUUGUUAGUAUUUGGGAGAAUAACAACAUGUCAUGUGUUAGUUCCAGAAAAAUAUGUUUUCUAUAGGUACAAUAUAUUUCGUUGUGUAGUCAUUUAUGACCAGAAGACAGAAACCAUACAGCACAGUGAAGAGGAAUAAAAAUGAAAUUUAUAAUUCAGAGUUUGUGUGUAUGUGUGUUGAAUACAAAAAAAUAUUGUUAUAUCAUUUUAAAAUAGUAUGUUUAAUUAUUUAUGUUAAUGAAGAAAUGUGUAAAUAGUUUUAUUUAUUGUGCUGUAACACAAGGUGCUUAGCAUUUCAUUGUAUACUAAUAAUUGAAAGGAUAUGUAAUGACAAGAGUUACAAGAAAUUACUCUGAAGAAACUGAUUUUAUUGUUGUAAAAGGUGCCUAAUUCAAAGAAAUGGAAGAAGCACAGAAGCCGUUUGUGUGUACUGUGGAAGGGUGCUCCAUGCGGUUCACUCAGGAAGAUAAUUUGUCACUCCAUAAAAAGAAACAUGACAUGGUACUCAAUCUUGGGAAUCCAAAAACAAAUGUCUUUGUUGCGGACCAGACUCCUACUCCCACACGAUUUAUCAGGAACUGUGAAGAAGUUGGACUUUUCCAAGAUUUGCAAAAUGUUAAUCCUUUUGAGGAGACUUUUCGUAAAGCAGUGGAAGCAUCUCGUGUUGGUGGAUCACAUCUAGAGGUGCAGUCUUUACAAGUGCCGGCAGCUACUGAUGACACUUUACAUACUCCACAUGUAUUUCCCAACAUUGUUGAGGAGCAUAACUCCAUUACAAAUCUCAUUGCUUCAUCAUCUGUCACAGAGACUUCUGGAGAAAAGUCAGACUCAAGGGAGGAGUUGGAACCACUGCAAGUACCAACCAUUUUGCACACUGAGUCCACAGUUAUAGAAGUCACUGAUACUUCAGAUUUAGAUGCUCAAAUUGAAAUAACAGGAUUAGAAAAUACCGAAGUACUUGUCAAACAAGAAACUGACUCUUCACAACAGACAUCUUCUCGUGCAUCAUCAGUGGAUUCUGGUUACAAAAUUCCUGUGACAACUGCAUCUACACGAGAUACAGUUCAAGUAGUGUUUCGUAUGCCAAAUGGAAGGUUUGUGCAGCUCUCGGGUGUGUCUAUGGACAGUAUUCCAUCAACACAGCUACCUAUACAGGUUCCUCCUAAUGUUGUCCAGACUGCACCUGUUGCACAAUCUUCAGCUGCAUCAAAUGCUGUGAUAAUAAAUACUCAGUUUGUAGAAACUGCUGCAAGAUUGACACAAAUUUCUGCAGAAUCCCAACAAAAUCUUGUAGAACUUCCUUCAGUCUCUGUUCCUGUUUCAUCAGCUUCAGUAACCACCUCAUCAUUAAACAUUACAGAAACUGUUAGCACUCCGCAAGCAAGAUUGUCUGCAGCAAAAAUGAAAUUAAAGCAGCGAAUUCAGAUCAAUUCCCAAAAGAAACAGACAUCCUCAUCAGAAAUAGAGGCCAGUCAAGCUGCUCAGAAGAAGACUGCUGGCCAGCUAGCUCUUCGAUUACCAUCUUCUGAAGGCUCUGACACUAGUGGUUCAGCGAACUCUAGAAGUAAAAGAUCAUCAUUGAACCCUUCUUCAGAUAUGGAUGAACAGAAAAUGAGAUUUAGAGAAAGAAACAGAGCUGCAGCAAUGAGAUGUAGAGAAAAGAGAAAACAUUGGAUACUUGAGUUAGAGAAACGUGCUGAUGACACUCAAAAAAUGAAUCAACAAUUAACUGCUGAAGUAACCAAAUUGCGCAGUGAGCUUGUGCAAUUAAAAACCCUCCUUCUUGCACAUAAAGAUUGUUCAGUUACGAAAGCCAUGCAGCAGGGACUGGGAAUUGCUAUCGGAAAACCUUCAAAUACUGUAAAAGCAUGUUCUGUGACAGAAAUUCAGGUGCAGCACUCUGCAGUUUCUGUUCCUCAAGUGCCAGUGACCAUUCCAGGAACUCUAAAUGUUUGUCCAUCUCCAGAAGAUCCUCUUCCAAAAGUAGUGCUUUUGAGUAAACCAGCAGGUUUGAAGAGACGACGACAAGCUACCUUGCCAGCAUUGGCUGUGGAGAAUGGUACAAUUAGUUCAAAGGACUCCCAAACCGAGCAGUCAGACACAGCACGUGUUGUAACAAUAACACAGCCAAUAUCUGUGAUACCUUCUAGAUCCCAAGGUCAUCAGAUAUCAGAAGAUAAAUCAAGCAUCAUCUCCAAUUCAAUUACUACAGCUCCACCAACUUGUCUAAUAACUGUGGGAGAACCCACUCUCAUUUCAACUGGUGUACCUGGUCAAAGCAUUAGCAUCAAACCAGAAGCACUGGCAUCUACCUCAUAUCUUAUGCCUACCAAACUAUGUCUUCCAGAAAAUAAUUCAACUUUACCUCAUAUAAUUAAAUUGAACACAAACAUUCUCAAAACAGGUGUCACUGAAGCAAUGAAGACAAAUAAUGUGAGCCAUUCAAAUGGUGACAGUAUGGAUUCAGGACAUGGAAGUGACAUAGAAUUCCUUGUUGUGUUUGUGUCUGUGAAGCAGUAUUUUAAUAUCAGAUGGAAAGAAAAUAGGCAAUUUCUUUUGAAUAGAACUGUUGGAAAGAGAGAAUGA